AUCCCCACACGCAAAUGCUGUGCGUUACCUCACAGCCCUCACUCAGCCUACGGUUGUUUUUAGGGUUAGGGUUUAACCUCAGAGUCCGGAGAUUCUUCUUCCGCUGCUUCACUCUCUCAUCCAAUGGACCCAACAAAGAAGCGUAAGCUGGAAGAGAACGGCGUAUCCGCCGAAAUCGAUCCGUCUCUCUCGAUACUGACCCCGGAAGACGUCCGCAAAAUCGUCGACCGUAUCGACAAGGACAAGCUCAUCAAUAUCGUGGCGGCCGCCGCGGUCCGCCACUUGGACGUCCUCGAAGGCGUACGAGCCCUCGCCGACUCCGACGUCUCACAGCGCAAGCUCUUCGUCCGCGGCCUCGGCUGGGACACCAACACGGAUGGCCUCCGCAGCCUUUUCUCCUCCUAUGGCGAGAUCGAGGAGGCUGUCGUCAUCCUCGACAAGCAGACCGGAAAGUCCAAGGGCUAUGGCUUCGUCACUUUCAAGCACGUUGACGGCGCGCUCCUCGCUCUCAAGGAGCCCAGCAAGCGGAUCGAUGGUCGCGUGACCGUCACGCAGCUCGCCGCGGCGGGGAACUCUGGUAGCAACGCGAACGCGAACGCCGCCGAUGUAACGAUGCGGAAAAUCUACGUAUGGGAGGUGCCGCACGAAAUGUCUCCGGAUAAGUUGUUGUCCCACUUCAGUUCAUACGGGGAGAUCGAAGAGGGGCCUUUGGGGUUCGACAGGUUCACUGGGAAGUCGAAAGGUUUCGCGCUGUUCGUGUAUAAGACGGCCGAGGGGGCGCAGGCGGCCUUGUCCAAUCCGGUGAAGAUGAUAGACGGGAGGCAGUUGAAUUGUAAAUUGGCGAACGUGGAUGGGAAGAAAGGGAAGCAAGGGGGGCCGCCCGGCCAGGGUGGGCCUGAUGGGGUUCAGGGCCCGAUUUCGGGUACUGGGAAUGACGGGAUGGGGAUGGGGAUGGGUAUGGGAAUGGGUAUGACGCAGGGUUCGAUUCCAGGGUCGCAGUACGGCGGACCAGGAUCAAUCGGCACGUACGGAGCGUAUACUGGUGCGCCGCCUAUGGGGAAUCAUCCAUUGAACUCGUCCUCGUUGGGUGGACCGGGGUUGUCGGCUGUUAAUAACCAGGCUCCGUCGUCUUUUGGUGGGACUGCUGGGUAUGGUGCUGGACUGGGUGGGCCGUAUGGUGGGUAUGGCGGCAUUGGUGGGACUGGUGGGGGAUUAGGCGGUGCUGCUGCUGUGGGUGGAUCCUCUGCGUUGUAUAGAUUGGCGCCAAGUUCUGUGGGAAUGCCCUCUGGUGGGUAUCCGGAGAGUGCGCAUUAUGGCCUCUCGUCAUCGGCUGGGUAUCCAAGUCAGCUCCUCCAGCCAGCGAGUAACUCGCCGGUGCCAAGGGUUCCGCCUGGUGGUGGAGCAAUGUACCCUAAUGUACCGCCUUAUUUUUGAGAUGCCGGGUGCGAAUUGGCCCCUUGCCCAUAGCUCACCCACGAUGUAAAACCCAAAACCAACAGUGUGAAAUGACAACCAUUAACCAAAACCAACUCAGACGGCGAGACAGAGACUGUGACGAUGACCAGUUGGGUGUGACGGCGAUGAGGCAAUUGGAUGAGAAGUUUAAACUGAGAGGAAAAGAGAGAAAUCCUAUUCUAAAGCGAUGUCUUAUUAAAAAAAAAAAAAUUGUUGUCAUAUAUAUUUAUAUAGAUUUUUUGCGGGCUGCCCGUGGAAAUCUUGGGUGGGCUUGGUCCUGGCCUUGACCCCCAGCAACCUAGCCGCAUGCUGUUCAUUUGCCAGACUGGGGGGGGGGGGGGUGGGGCGGGGCGGAUGGGCCCCAUUGCCCACCCCUAGUUUUGAGGUCAAAGGGUGGAGCACUUAUUACGCGUUUGAGUUGUAAACUUAGACAUCCUAGGUUUAAUUUGAACUAGGGCUUUUCUUUGAUUAAUUUAAUCUUCCAUUUGUGUCGUACUCUUGAAAUCUAUUUUCUAUAACUUGUCGAGGUCAUUGUCAGAGGAAGUCUUGGCUGCUAUUCAAACAUGAUCUCACAGUACUGAACCAUGCCAAUUGCCAACCAUAUGCUAGAAAAACUCUGUUCAUACCAAAAACCAUAUAGAUUGCAUAAUGACUUUACGUCUCCCACCUUUGUUAUUUUUCUUAUUAAAAAAAACAACCCUCUUUGUAGUUGGCUGAUCCAAUUGGUAAAGCUGUAUGGAACAUACUUAAAUAUAAAUUUGUAGUUGGUUGCAAUUCCCACCUUUUCUUGGUGCUUAAGAUUUUGAGCCUGGGAUUUGCCAAAGCUUGCCUGAGUUACUAACAUUUUGCAAGUCGUCUUGAACUGAUUUUGUCAAGAGACAGACCACGACUGAGGUGCUUCUUAGAGUAAUGGCCUGAUUUUGCCCGCCCCCUUUGUUUUUGUUUGCUAACGGAAGUGUGAUCCUGUAACGCUGCUGUCUUACGUUCAAGAAUUUAUUACUGUUUAUGCUUUUAUUAUUUAACAGGCAGAGGAGAAUCAUUACCCCCCAUCGAAUUUGUUACCGUUGUGCUAAUUGUUAUUGAAUAUAUGAACUUGUUGACCCCUAUUAUAUUGGGCAUUUGACCUUAGCGAAAUUAAACACCUCAUCCAUAAUCUUCGUUAAUUUUAUUUUUGCGAAAGAAAUACGGAAUAAACUGACAUUGCAUAGUAUUUCAUGGUAGAUAUAAUUGUGUUUAAACUCUAUAGGACAUCGCCGGGGUAUACCAUGGCAAUUUGUGACAUGGAACGUGUUGACACAAAAGUAGUUUCUGUUUCUUUUUCAUUUCUUUUUUGUGAGUUUUGCAUUUUUUAGUUAUUUCUUCCAUUUCUUGUUCUUCUGUUCGGUGUGUCAAUGUGUCGGUCUUUUGGGCGGGGGGUGUGAGGCAAACAAGAGAGGCUUGGGUGCCCCGUGGAGUCUGGCCUGGCAAUUGAUCAGAGACAAGGCUAGAAGGAUGACCGAAUAUUUAGUGCUAGAAAAUGGAGAAAGUUAAGACCGUCGAUGCAUGAGUUUGAAAUAUGAUUUUUUUUUUUAAGUUUCUUCGAUUCGAACGAAGCUUGCAAAGCUGCAAAUCCCUAGAACCAAUAAGAGUGACUGCAGUCGGAACCUGUGCCCACGCUUGACGUUUAGGUAGAUUAAUGACUACAAAUGUAUUGAAACAGAGCUGCUUUUUUUUUUUAUUCAACAAAAUCCUUUUAGAUAUAGUCUACAUGUAUAAAGGCCUUAGAGUUUUGAGUGUAGAUGCAGCAUUCCAAGAAUCAUUACCCAUCCGAAAGCCCGACCACAAAAAGGGUAUAUGCCUAGUGAUGGUUCCGGUUUACAGUUUUUUUUCCUUCUCAAUGAUGUCACAGCCUCUGUUUUUAUUUUUGUUUUUGUAAAAUCGUUACGAUAAUGUAAGGGGAUUAUGCACUUUUGAAUUA
Messenger RNA from Carya illinoinensis, 3412 nucleotides. RefSeq names its product UBP1-associated protein 2C-like. Gene Ontology annotation, molecular function: RNA binding. The coding region runs from base 124 to 1434 and encodes 436 amino acids. The record is from RefSeq and is a predicted model, not a curated record. NCBI's taxonomy places the organism in Eukaryota, Viridiplantae, Streptophyta, Magnoliopsida, Fagales, Juglandaceae. The transcript has 2 exons.